CAAGCGAUGCCCUCAGAGCUCAGUAAAAAUUAUGCCUUUGUGCAGAAUACUACUAAGCAAAUAAAAGCGAAAGGAGUUAAAAACCAACAUAAAGUGAAAUUUUCAAAACGUUCUGUUUGAGAACUGAAGUAACUCAAACAAAUCAAGUGCAAAGAUUAAGAUAGUUUUUAAGCAAGGAACAAAGCUGAAUAGCGAAAAGCAGGGAACCACCAAGAUGCCUAACCAAUUCCCAAUUAAGCCACCGGCACAGAUGCCCUGCGCGCACUGGAACCACUUUCCCAUUCAUCCACAAAGGCAAGUUACAUUCAGCAGCAGCAGCGGCAGAUGCAAUGGCUCAAACGGCCCAUCAUCGCCGCCACCAUCACCCAGCUCUUACUCGUAUUGCAGUGCCUGUGAUGCCAUGCAAAAACGGCAUACAUGAACUAUAACCUAUUUUCUAAGCCUGGGCGGAACACAACAAAUACAGACAUUAAAGUCAAUAGUUAUGUUGCGAAAGCAGUUCGUGGUUUGUAAUUGGAAGAGUUGAUUGCGGCAGACAAGAGCCAACAAUCGCCCGAAAUGAAGAGCGCAUAAGUACGCAACCAAGAAGCAGUUGAAAAGCCCAACGAUUUCA
Messenger RNA from Rhagoletis zephyria (snowberry fruit fly), 613 nucleotides. RefSeq lists its product as uncharacterized. NCBI's taxonomy places the organism in Eukaryota, Metazoa, Arthropoda, Insecta, Diptera, Tephritidae. The record is from RefSeq and is a predicted model, not a curated record.